AUGACUUCGAAAAUCCAUCUUGUCCGCCAUGCGGAAUCUGUUCACAAUGUUUCUAAAGACUUCUCUCGUCUUGAUCCCUGUUUGACACUACUCGGUCUUCAACAAGCUACGCAGCUGACCCAAACGUUCCCUCAUGCUUCACAUGUGGGCAUCAUCCUCUCCUCUCCACUACGGCGUACCAUUCAAACAACUCUCGCUGCCUUCCAACACGUCCUCGAUAAACGCUACUUCGAUCCAGACUCUGGGCAUGGUAUAGAGAAUGGCGCGACCCUGAUUUUGGACCCAGAUUUGCAGGAACGAAGCGCGCUUCCAUGCGACACUGGAUCCACAUCUCAGGCCCUGGAAGCGGCUUUUCCGAGACUAGACUUCAAAGAUUUAGCGGAAGGCUGGCAAGUGAAAGAGGGUCUUUAUGCCCCAGAAGAUGAAGCAGUGAACGAGCGGGCGAAGAGAGUGAGAUCUCGCGUGGCAGAACUCUCUGAUUAUUUGAAGAAUCAAGAAAGGAAGCAUGUUGUGAUUGUGACGCAUGGAAUUUUUAUGAAAUUCCUAUCUGGAGAUGAAGACAUUGAUCUACCAAAAGCAGGCUGGGCGAGUUAUACUCUUGAAAAGCAUAGCUCUGGUAUCGUUAUGCGUGAAAUAUAA
This is a messenger RNA of Penicillium argentinense, 639 nucleotides long. Its product is annotated as histidine phosphatase family protein. Gene Ontology annotation, cellular component: cytoplasm. The coding region runs from base 1 to 639 and encodes 212 amino acids. Gene Ontology annotation, molecular function: phosphatase activity. The transcript has a single exon. NCBI's taxonomy places the organism in Eukaryota, Fungi, Ascomycota, Eurotiomycetes, Eurotiales, Aspergillaceae. The record is from RefSeq and is a predicted model, not a curated record.